AUGGGUCAGUCUCAGUCGACAGGCUCAAAGGGUCCCAGCACCCCAGAGCAAGACUCAGGGCAGAAAACCGACUACUAUGAGCUCCUGGAUCUCACCCGGAGUGCAAGCGAUGACGAGAUCAAAAAAGCCUACCGCAGAAAAGCUCUUGAACUGCACCCAGAUCGAAAUUACGGGAAUGUUGAAGAAGCCACGCGGCUUUUUGCCGAAGUGCAGUCGGCUUAUGAGGUUCUCGCAGAUCCUCAGGAACGUGCUUGGUACGACUCUCAUAGCGACGCAUUUUUGGGUACAGCCCAGGGCUCGGAGGGCUCAGAAGGUGGUCAACAUUCCUAUAACAUACGGAUAACCACCGCCGAAGAUGUUCUCAAGGUCUUCUCAAGAUUUAGUCCUCGGAUGGAGUUUUCUGACUCGCCAGCUGGGUUUUUUGGUGGUCUUCAGGAUCAAUUCGCACAGCUAGCCCUCGAAGAGCGAUUGGCAUCUGAGUGGGAAAACUUGGAGGUGGUGGAAUAUCCUGCAUUUGGCUCUCGUGAUGCGGGAUUCGAGACAGUUGUGCGCCCGUUUUACGCUGUGUGGAGUGGGUUCUCUACGAAGAAAUCGUUUGCCUGGAAGGAUGUCUAUCGUUAUUCUGAGGCCCCUGAUCGCCGAGUUCGAAGGCUGAUGGAGAAGGAAAACCGACGUCUUCGGGACGAAGGAAUUCGAGCUUUCAACGAUGCUGUGCGGUCCUUGGUGGCGUUCGUAAAAAAGCGAGACCCGCGGUAUAAGGCCAAUGCCCAGAAUGAGGCUCAGCGCCAAGAGACCCUGCGCCAGUCAGUGGCAGCCCAAGCCGCCAGGUCACGGGCCAUGAACAAUGCUAAAUUGCGCGAACAUGUUGUUCCGGAAUGGGCACGUUCGCAUGAGCCCGACAUCAGCGACGAUGAGGAAACAUCUGAAAGCGAGAUCGAAAGUUUCGAGUGUGUAGCGUGCCACAAGUCUUUCAAGAGCCAAAACCAAUUCGAAGCUCACGAAAAGAGCAAGAAGCACCUGAAAGCCGUCAAGCAGCUCUGUCGGGAAAUGCGCCUGCAGGAUGAACAACUCGAUUUGAAGCCUACUACUGAACCCGAUGCCUAUGAUGAUAAACAGGGCAAUAACGAGGAAGUUGAUGAUGCACAUAUCUCUGGAAUUUCCAGUCUGGGGCCUGAGAUAGAUAUCGCAGAGACUGACGAACUUCCUUGCGUCGAACACAAAAGAGGUAAUACGUUGAGCGCGGAUGAGGAUACCUCUUCAACCCCUCCGGAUUCGAAACAAGAUUCUUCUGAUUCCGUAGACGAUGGAGAUUAUGCUUCACGGGAGUCAAUUGGAACGAGACUUCGCUCGGAUCUGGACCUUGUCCAUGAUCCUAUCACACCGUUGACUGAGCAGCUCUCUUCAUCAGGCCUUGAUGAACGUCCUCGGUCUCCUCCUGUUGGCAAAGCCAAACAGAGACGAGCAAAGAAAGCAGCACAGAAUCCUGGAGCAGCGGCAGGAAUCGCGUGCGCCAAAUGCCACGAAAUCUUUCCUUCUAAAACGAAACUUUUCGUCCACCUCCAAGAAAAUCCAACCCAUGCACAAUUAAAGACGACUUCAAAGAGCCGACGACGGUGA
This is a messenger RNA of Penicillium argentinense, 1617 nucleotides long. RefSeq names its product putative C2H2 finger domain protein. The transcript has 2 exons. Gene Ontology annotation, molecular function: nucleic acid binding; zinc ion binding. Bases 1 to 1617 code for a protein of 538 amino acids. NCBI's taxonomy places the organism in Eukaryota, Fungi, Ascomycota, Eurotiomycetes, Eurotiales, Aspergillaceae. Gene Ontology annotation, cellular component: cytoplasm. The record is from RefSeq and is a predicted model, not a curated record.